Molecule: messenger RNA, 4202 nt
Organism: Diabrotica balteata
Lineage: Eukaryota; Metazoa; Arthropoda; Insecta; Coleoptera; Chrysomelidae
Source: the annotation of a GenBank genome assembly
GUAUUUUACUUAAAUCGUUUGUUAUAAUUCUCAGAAUGAGAGUUGUGCAAAAUGUGUUAUUAUUUUUUAACGAUCAACUGGAUUUUCAUUUUAACGUUAUCAGAUUAAGAUAUGGGGGACGCAGUAAUAGAAGUGGAUGGAGUUCCUGAGGAGAGACAAAAGAUGAUCAAGCACUUUCACCAUGCAAGAAGCAGCAUUAUUGACUUUAAGGCACAAAUAUUGGAAAAAGUCCUAAACAACUCCAAAGAAGAAAUAGAAGAAACAGUCAAGUAUUACACCGAAGAUUUGGAAAAUCAUCCCGAAGAUGGAUUAAUGAAAUACAGAUAUAAAACACACAGUAAAAAAACAAUUUUGAUUAUAGCAUGCACCGAAAAAAAUGUCACUCCGGAAACUCUGGACGUAUUAUGUUCUGCAAUAAAGGCUAGAUACAAUAAAAUUGAUUAUAUAGAUGACCUUUAUUACGGGUGGGAGCCAAUACAUUAUGUAGCCAAAUGUGCAGAUGUAAAAAAACUAGAAGUUAUUUUAAAGCAAAUACCAGAAUCUACUAAUUCUUUAACGUACUUCUCCGAAAAUCCAUUACAUAUCUUAUUACAAUAUAAAAAGUCGGUUCCGCCUUUUGAGGUCAUAUUACAUAACGGCAUUGAGCCUAAACUAACUACAAUUAUCUGUCCGGAACCAAAAGAUAUAGUAAUUUGUGCUGAUCUUCUUAUUACAAAUGGUGCAGACGUUAACCACACUAACUUUUGGAAUGAAACUCCAAUCUGUUUGGCUGUAAGAUAUAGAUAUACUCACUUAAUACAGCUGCUACUGAAAAUAGAUUAUCUAGAUAUAGACACAUGCACAGAAACAGGAAAAACUAUUCGAGAGUACCUGAAACUGAACUUGUUUACCGAUUUACCUCAGUCGUAUGUUCAAGAGGAUCCCGCAGUAAUCAAAUUCAAUCUUUUGAAGGCAGGUGAUGUAGAACGAUUUAUACAGUAUAACGCAGAAAGCAUAAUGAACAAUACAAACUAUUUUGAUGGUUAUGAUGAUUACACAACCUGCGGAAACAUGCUACAGCUUUGUAUGCGAAAAGGUUUUCUGGAAUAUUUACACGAUGAACGCAGUAAACUCAAGCGGCUGACUAAUUAUGAUAUAAACGAUACUCCAAUGCUUACAAUUUUCAAAUCAAAAGGUUACUUAAAGUGCAUUAUAUACUUGUUGGAUAAUGGUGCCGAUCCAUUCAAAACAUCGAGAAAAUUUCCAACAAAUCUUCUAGAAUAUGCUUCGAUACGGGGAUAUUACCCAUUCGUCGCCGUUCUUAUGCAACACAAAUACAGCAAAAUCAACUCUAACGGAAUAUUCCCGGUUCUCUCCAAAAUGUACAAUAAAUACAAAAUGCCCUUGAAUAACUACGACUUUUAUAGAUAUUGCGUUUUGUAUUUACUUCUAAAUAGGUUAGUAUAUCUGGUUAGACUAAACCAGGAAACGUUAACAGCCAAACGACGUGCAAUAUUAAAUAAGCUUCUUCAUCAUUUAAAUCUUGAAGCCAAUGACAAGAGGGUGGACGAUUCCGAAAUAAUUUGUCAAGUAUUGCACUUGGGUGCGAGUUUGACUUCGAUCGAUGAAACAAAGAAUCAUAAUCAUGAUGUAUCUAAUGGGACCAAUGUUACGUUCAAUAAGGAAUCUAAUAGUAUUACAAUCCAAGAAAAUAAAAUGGCGAUAGAACGAAUAAAUCAACAUAUUUUAAAAAUGCAUCUUGACGAUUCCAUAAAUGGAAGAAAAUUUAAGUACGACACCAUUAUACAAGAUGAUGAGACAGUUUAUAAUGAAAAUAGGACACUACAUUUUUUGGCAAAAGACGAACAUAAAAAACAUUUACUUUGCCAUCCUUUACUAAUAGAGUUAGUUAAGAAUAAAUGGUAUAAAGUUCGGUGGUUCUUUUAUGCCGACUUGAUAUUUUACGCUCUUCUUCUUAUAAAUAUUUAUGCUUACAUGAUCUCUUUACGUUUUAACUAUUUCUACACUUUUUUAAACUGGUUCUACUAUUUUUCAAUCGGUUUUCAUGCCAUAAAAGAAGGUUUACAACUAUUUUUUUUGUAUAGGUGGAAGUAUUUCUUGGAUUUAUCAAAUAUUCUAGAAGUUACAACUAUUGUCACCUGUUUAUGGACCAUUAUUUAUCCUAAUAUUUACACGUCCAUUCUUGCGAUGCUUUUUUCAACGUUCAUAUUUUUUGUUAUGUUAGGACAGCUUCCUUUCUUUACUAAAUACACCAUCAUUUUCAGUUCCAUAAAAUAUUUCUUUCAAUAUACUGGAUUUUAUUUUAUAUUAUUCGUAUGUUUUGCUCUCUGCUUUUACAUUGUUGCACCUUUCGAAGACAGUAAAGGUAAAUCUCCGGAUUGGGGAGGUAUGUUUAAAAGUCUCUUCUACACAUUAAUUUUCUUUACAGGCGAAUUUCACGACAAUGUUCUAGAACCUAUUGAUUAUCCAAUUUUUGGCAGAAUCAUCAUGACAAUUUUUAUCAUUGCUAUGACGAUUAUCCUGAACAAUCUCCUGGUUGGGUUAAUAGUGGCCGAUAUGGAUAAGAUACAGAAGACGAGUAGGUUGCACAAACAAAUUAAACUUGUUAGUUUUAUUAAAAGUACAAACACUUUUGCAAAACGAUUGCAUACUUUUAAGUACAUGGAUUUUGUUAAACGAAUUAUUAAUCAAGUAAAUAUUUUUCAUAAAGGUAAGCCCAAAGUACUUAAAUAUGUUGACCUGAACCACUUUGAUGACGAUAAUAAAGCGUAUCUUAGGGAAAUCAAGAAAUAUCAGCCAUUUAAAAGACAUAUGUUAAGGGAUUUGUACCUUUCGUUAAAGGAAUGACUGUAGGUAUUCACUAUUACGUUUAUUAAUUUAUUUUUCAAUGAGUUACAAUAUGUUUUUAACACAACACCAAAAAUUUUCCUUUAUGGGCCAUCGCCCUCUAUUCUUUUGGGUUAUGUGGCACUACAGUGACUGUCUCAUCUUUAUUUUCUACAGAUCCUUUUUCACUGCAGGGAACCUGGCCUAAAAUGACAUACUACUUUUUUGUCGUCCAAUAACUUUUUUAUUUUUUUAAUCAAAAUUUAAAAAAACAUAAAUGUUGUUCAUUGUUUUGAAGUAGAACAGAUCAUGGAACAUAAAACUCUAACAACACAAUAUUUUUUAAUUAAAAAAAGGAAACAAAAUAAACGUUGCUAUGUCAUUUUAUCCAAGUAUAUUCGGCUAAAACGACACACUCACAUGGAUAAAAUGUCAUAUAAACUAAAUUAGCAAAGUUCACAAAUAAAUUUUUUGCACGAUUUUGAGAUACCAGCACAAUCACAGUGUGCCCAUUUUGAGCAUUUUUGGCACCUAAUCCAGAAUUCUUUGGACCUUGAAUGGGAGUACAAACUGUUACAAUAUAAACAUGGAGGAUUAUUUUCGUCUUCGUCAUCAUCUGACACAAUGGUCUUUGUUUCCUCCUCGCGAUCUUGUGUCAUUAAAGUCAGAUUCUUAAUUGCUCGCUUUGCAGCUUGACGUUUUUCUGUAGCUCGCUUCUCGAGUGCUUUGGCUUUUUGUUCUUUCAUAUUUGGGGUAGCCGUUAGAACUUUUGUUCCUUCUGAUUUUCUUUUUUUGGAGCGUGACUGGACACCUGAACACGAUGGAAGAGGUGAAAUGUCAAGUGGACGAAUACCAGGAUUAAUUGAAGAACAACUUUCAAGUGAGUUUGGUCUAGGUGUAGAAACCGGUUUGUUUCCUUGAUCUGGAAAAUCUUGAUGUCGCAAAACAUUAUCAUUCUCUUCUUUUGACUCUGUUAGGGGUUGAAUUGCAACUUCUUCUUGAAUAUCUGUUAUUUUGGAAGGAUUAAAUAAAUAAUCAGGGAAUAUGUCGGGAUUAAGGGGCCAAAUUCCAGUCUUUAAAAAUCCACUAACGGCAUUUUGGUGUGUAGCUGCUUUUCCAUACGCUGUAGCAAAUAAUCCUCCAACUUGGUAUUGCGAAACUGUUCUGCCUGGAUGACACUUCAUCCACUUGGUAACUUCUUGAUCAUAGUAGCUCUUUAAUGGACCAAAGAAACAUACAUCUAACGGCUGUAGACGAUGGGUACAGUGCGGCGGAAAACACAAUAUCUUCAUGUUCUUUGGCAAAAGUUAAAACAUUAAUGUUUUUAUGGCUCGCAUGCCCAUCAAGCAACAGCAUAACCUUGUCUUCUAUAGAAG